AUGUUUGAUGUCAAUAUCAACGACUCAGACGGAUUGCAGAGGGCAUUUGCUGAGGCUAAGCCCGAUGUCGUUAGUCACAACGCGGCGCAGGUCAGCGUUCGCAACUCCAUGUCCGACCCUGCCAACGACGCCUAUGUGAACAUAAUCGGCUCGCUGAAUGUGCUGCAAUGUGCUGUCGAGCACGAUGUGGAGCGCCUGAUUUUCGCCUCCAGCAGCGCCGUGUACUCAAAGCCGCAAAACCUCCCCAUGGACGAAAAUCAUCCCAAAAUGCCGGAAUCGGUCUAUGGCGUCUCCAAGCUCAGCGUGGAAAACUUCAUACGGUUAUACAGCAACACUUACGGCAUCAAGCACAAGAUAUUCCGUUACGGCAAUGUGUUCGGACCGCGCCAGAACCCUCACGGCGAAGCGGGCGUAGUCGCCAUAUUUACAGGUCAGUUCAUUCGCGGAGAACAGCCGACCAUCUUCGGCGAUGGCAGCAAGACGCGCGACUACAUAUUCGUCAGCGACAUCGUUGCAGCCAACAUCGCGUCGCUCGGCGAUGUCGGCGACAACGAUACUUACAACCUUGCCAGAGGUAUUGGCGUGUCGGACUUCGAGAUAUUCGACGCUGUUCGUGGUGCUUCGGAUUCAUCCAUGCAACCGCGAUACGCACCAGUGCGCCCCGGCGAAGCAAUGCAUGUAGUUCUCGAUUCCAGCAAAGCACAGCAGAUACUAUCGUGGAAGCCGAAAGUUGCGCUUUCGGACGGCAUCUUGCAGGUCGUGGAUCACUAUCGCAGAACAAAUUAA
Messenger RNA from Geodia barretti, 786 nucleotides. Lineage: Eukaryota; Metazoa; Porifera; Demospongiae; Tetractinellida; Geodiidae. The record is from the annotation of a GenBank genome assembly.